Rhincodon typus (whale shark) is the source of this 1229-nucleotide messenger RNA. It is a transcript of the gene ascc2, whose product is annotated as activating signal cointegrator 1 complex subunit 2. The record is from RefSeq and is a predicted model, not a curated record. The annotation marks the transcript as partial. The transcript has 11 exons. Lineage: Eukaryota; Metazoa; Chordata; Chondrichthyes; Orectolobiformes; Rhincodontidae. Gene Ontology annotation, molecular function: ubiquitin binding. Gene Ontology annotation, biological process: regulation of DNA-templated transcription.
CAUAACCCUUGGCUUAAACUUUUCUUGAAUAAUGCAGUUUUUAAAAAUUGGAGUACACACCAGAAUGCAGAACAGCACCCAAGCAGGAAAGAAGAUCGUCACUUUGUGUUAUACAAACCACCACCUCCGGAUGGCACACCAGCUCUGGUGGAAGAAUUUCUGGAGCGUGCAAAUUUCAUUGCUAAUGAUCUGGAUUGGUUACUAGCCCUUCCUCAUGAUAAAUUUUGGUGUCAGGUUAUUUUUGAUGAAACUAUGCAGAAAUGUUUGGACUCUUUCUUGCAUUACACACCUCGUCAACAUGAUGAAUUUGUGAACCCAAACCCAGCUGUAGAAGAGGUGCAAAAACAUCUUCAUCGCAGCAUUUUUAUGAUCUUUCUCAGGAUGUCCACCCACAAGGAAUCCAAAGAACACUUUAUUACUCCUGAAGCUUUUGGAGAAAUAAUCUAUGAUGGUUUUCUCUUUGACAUCCCAAAGAUCUUUGAUUUGUGUGUAAUAUUUGGAAAAGGAAAUGCUGCUCUCCUUAAGAAGAUGAUUGGAAACAUUUUUAAUCAACAACAAAAUUACUUUAAUGAUCUGAAUGAAACGGUGCCCACAAUUCUCCAGGUAUUUAGUAGUAUUUGUGACAAGUGUAACUUAAGGUUGGAAAAUCAUUCACAUUGGCCACAGAAGAUUGAUGCUCAAACCAAAGUUUCGCUCAUGGAUAUGCCUCUACAGGAAUUUAAGGAUAUUUUGCUAUAUCUAUGCGAUACCUGUACUACGCUUUUUGCGUUCUUGGAUAUCUUUCCUGAAGCUAGUAGGACAAUACAAAAGCAUGACUUUAUUCAUAGGUUAGCCUCAUUUUAUGAAGUAAUUGUCCCUGAACUAGAAAAUGCAAUCAAAAACAGACGAUUUGAUGAAACUAGUUUACAGGAAGACUUGUGGAAGAGGCUUUCUCACUCGAGGAAAAAAAUGAUUGAAACUUUUCAUCAAAUCAUUAACUACAUUUGCCUUCAGCCUAUCCUAGAAAAUGGAUCUGAACAUAUUCUGCCUUUCAUAGAAGAUUUCCUUCAGAUCUUUACAGCUCUGCUACACCAGAAGCGGUUUCUGAUGGAUUAUGAUGAGCAAUUUCCAGUGGUUGAUGAUAUCAGCCUUCUACAACAGGCAUUUCCUGCACUGUAUCCUUCGCUGUUUGGUUUGGGAGUUCAUGACAGCUAAAAUUGGAAUUUUGGGCCUUGGUUAGGAUUGGAGGA